Messenger RNA from Coturnix japonica (Japanese quail), 2821 nucleotides. RefSeq names its product protein O-glucosyltransferase 1 (gene POGLUT1). Lineage: Eukaryota; Metazoa; Chordata; Aves; Galliformes; Phasianidae. Gene Ontology annotation, biological process: positive regulation of Notch signaling pathway; protein O-linked glycosylation. Gene Ontology annotation, molecular function: UDP-glucosyltransferase activity; UDP-xylosyltransferase activity. The record is from RefSeq and is a predicted model, not a curated record. Gene Ontology annotation, cellular component: endomembrane system.
GGAACUACAGCUCCCAUCCAUCCGCUCAGCAGCACGCACCCCUCCCCUCCCGCCGCCAUCUUUGCGGGGCCGCCAUCUUUGCUCAGGGAGUCACCGCCCCCCGGCGGCCAGGCGCGCAGGCAGCAGCAUGGAGCGGGCGGCGCUGUGGGGGCUGCUGGCCGCCGUUGCUGUGUGGCCUUCGGGAGCGGCGGAUGGUGGGUCAGAAGAUGCCAAAUGGAAAGCAAUAACAGAUCAAAUUAACAGAGCUGUAGAAGUCUAUAAGCCAUGCGUAAAGGAGAAUUGUAGCUGCUACCAAAGUGUCUGGAAACAGGACCUGGCUCCUUUUCGAAGUGGCAUUUCCAAGGAGACAAUAUCAGAUGUGGUAAGCCGGAAGCUUGGAACACACUACCAAAUCAUUAAGAACAAGCUGUACCGUGAACAUGACUGCAUGUUCCCUGCAAGAUGCAGUGGAGUUGAGCAUUUCAUUCAUGGGAUCAUCAACCGCCUCCCUGAUAUGGAAAUGGUGAUAAACGUGAGAGACUACCCCCAGGUCCCCAAGUGGAUGAAACCCAUUAUCCCAGUCUUCUCUUUCAGUAAGACAGCUGAAUACAGUGACAUAAUGUAUCCUGCCUGGACAUUUUGGGAAGGAGGUCCAGCUGUUUGGCCAAUCUACCCAACAGGUUUAGGGCGCUGGGACCUCAUGAGAGAAGACCUCAGAAGAUCUGCAGAAAAAUGGCCGUGGAAGAAAAAAAUCUCUAAAGGAUAUUUCCGAGGAUCCAGGACGAGCUCCGAAAGAGAUCCCCUCAUUCUGCUGUCCCGAGAAGACCCGGAACUUGUUGAUGCAGAGUACACCAAAAACCAGGCUUGGAAAAGUGAGAAGGACACCUUGGGGAAGCCUCCUGCAAAGGAAAUUCCACUGGUUGAUCACUGCAAAUACAAGUAUCUGUUUAAUUUCCGGGGAGUGGCCGCCAGUUUCCGGUUGAAACACCUCUUCCUGUGUGGUUCACUCGUCUUUCACGUUGGAGAAGAGUGGUUGGAGUUCUUCUAUCAGCAGCUGAAGCCCUGGGUCCACUACAUCCCCGUCAGAUCAGACCUCUCUGAUGUCAGGGAGCUGUUGCAGUUUGCAAAGGAAAAUGACAACAUAGCGCAAGAAAUUGCAGAGAGGGGACGCCAAUUCAUCACUGAACACUUGCAGAUGGAGGACGUCUCUUGCUACUGGGAGCAUCUGUUGUCAGAGUAUUCGCAAACCUUGACUUACAAAGUGAAAAGGAGGAAGAACUACAAUGAGAUUGCUUCUGAAUGGUUGAAAACCGAACUGUGAGACUUCUCUGCUUUUCUCUUCAGCUCAGACUGAUCUCUCUGGAAAUCUGAAGAUGGGUGUAUCUUCUUUCUUGUUCUCUCAGGCUUAUUAUUCUUUACACUAGGACUGCAGAGAGCACCAAUAGGCUAACUUGAAAAUUAUUCCCAUGCACUGGGAAAUGGGUCUACUGUUGCCACGAGAACAUUCAGUUGAAGGUUGGAGUAUGGUUGUUUGCUGGGCUGGUUAUACUCUUGCCUGGAAGAGUGUUGCUGUAGAAUCAUGAAAUGGCCUGGGUUGAAAAGGACCACAGUGAUCAUCCAGUUUCAACCCCUCUGCUAUGUGCAGGGUCACCAACCACCAGACCAGGCCAGGCUGCCCAGAGCCACAAUCAUUUGGGAUUUUGUUACUGCCUGUCUCAGAGUGCUCCUAAAUCCCAUUCAGUCAAUGAGAUGCCUUGCUGCUCAUUUUACUGGACCUUUUGCCAAGUCCUCUGUGUUCAUGGCAAAGUAGUGUUUGCUGCGCUCAGCUGGGAGAUACAUGUCCAUUUUUGGCAGUGGUCAGUGUUUUCUCAGCUGUGUGAUAGCACUUGGGAUAUUAGGUAUAAGCUGACAGAAGCAGGUACUGGGAUUUGAGGUAACCUUUUUAGAUAGCUUAGAGCUUAGGGUUGUGAUGUUUAGGUCAAGCUUUUAAGGUCGAUGGCCAGACUUUGAUGGGCCAUUAAAAUGACAAAAUAUCCUUGCACAGGUAAAUUACCUACCUCACAAGGGAAUGGCUGGUGAUGAUAGCAUUGCCAUAAUGCUUGGCCUGAAUAGUGGACAGUCAAACAGCUGAGAUAAAGACUGCCUCCACUGUGGGGCAAUGAGCUGGAUCCAUGCACGGCCACGCAAAACUGAGGCUGUGUUAUCAAGGUCUCAGCUGUCUGCUGGCCAGAUAUCCUGGGACCCUUAAGAACCUGAAGAAAACAUACACAGAGGUAGACUGAGAAGUUCUUUUUUUUUUUCUAGAUGUUCAUAGGUUCUCUGCUCUGAUCCUCUUCUGUAAUCUUUCUAGGGCUUUUCACUUAAAGGCUGAUGGCACUUCUGCUCAGUCCAGCAUUCCCUUUUCUUUGGCCCAGCUGUUAUGCUCCUAUUCUCCCUCAGUCUGGUUGAGGGAAUGCCUUCAGUCGCACAGAGCCAGCUACUCCUCACAUUGUUUUUCUCUGUAUUAUUCUGAUGUCAGCUUUCUCUGUAGUCAUUUGGGAUCAGAGAAGAAAACACCAUCAAGAAGUACACACAGAACACACAUGCACUCAGUGACCUCAGCAGCCCCUCCCAUUCCAAUAGCGGGGAAGUAACCAUCAGUGGUAGGGCUGAAGCUGCUGGAGCAGCAUGCAGCUAUGUGCCACUGUGGGCACAGAAAACAAAUCGGGGUGUUAAAAUAGUUGGGUUUCAGGGUAAAGGGUCGAGUAGGAGUUUUGUACUUUUAGCCAAUGGAAACAACUCUGUGUAGUAUUUUUAACCGGUUUUUAAUGACGUGCUUUUGGAUUAAAACAAACAACAAAGA